Molecule: messenger RNA, 1059 nt
Organism: Protopolystoma xenopodis
Lineage: Eukaryota; Metazoa; Platyhelminthes; Monogenea; Polystomatidea; Polystomatidae
Source: the annotation of a GenBank genome assembly
AUGACUGGAAACAAUUGCCCCAAAAAGUCUAGAUUCAACCAACCACAACAGGCCAUCCCGGAAGAGGAGUUAGAAGACGACGAAUUCAACACAGGCGUUGACCAGUUCGAUUGCAACUAUCCUCAACCUGUAGCCAGGGCGUGUGAGGAACGCGAGGAAGUCGACGAGGCCGAAGAAGAGGAGGACGAGGAGGAGCGCUACUCGGGCAAGACUGGCUGCAGGCGAAGCUUCAACAUGGCGACCACAGCAGCAGUCGCCUCCUCGGCGACACAGGACCUGGACCAGCUGCUCGACGAGCUUCGACUUACCAGCAUGAACAUCUCGUCCGGCAGAAGUCCCUCGACGACGGCCUCCUCCGGCGGCUUUCUCACCUCCGGACAUCGGUCCUACCUGACAACAGCGUCGUCCAGAUCUCCCGGCCGCUACUACACCAAUCCCACCUCGUCGAGGUACCCCGUCGGCGCGUCGACCGGCUCGUCCGGCCAUCGUGCCGCUUCAGUUGGCCUCACGGUCCGUGACUGCGGCGCCCAGCCGACCGGCGGCACCGGAGCCCUCGGAGGCGUCUGGAACUCGCCGUCGUCCGGCUCCAGUUAUCAGCACCACCGGCAUUCGUCGACGCGCUACGCCGCCUCGAACCAGCCGACCGGCGCCGGUGGAGCCAACUUCAUGCAGUCGACCAGCCCAACCUUGUGUGAUCUGAAUGGUACCGCGAGUGGUACCGGCGUUUCGGGACUUUCCGCGGCUGGAAGUGUUCGCGCUGUGAAGGCGGCCAAUGCGGCAGCGUCAGCGUCAGCAGCAGCCUCUUACAUGAACGGAGGUCCACACCAUCUUCUGUACCCCAGCCCCGGAUCGGGCUCCGUGUCGCCAGCGCCUUCGAUGCGACAACACCAUCAGACCAUAUACACCACCACACUCAAUCAUCAUCACAAUCAACAACAGCAUCGACAGUCGUCACAGCACACCUUUUCGUCCAGACCGCCCAUGGGUCCUCCCAGAACCUGCAAUCAGAUUCAUUUGACCAUAGAUCCAGGCAGUGGAACAUCGACGGUCAAAUGCUAA